Molecule: messenger RNA, 945 nt
Organism: Pelmatolapia mariae (spotted tilapia)
Lineage: Eukaryota; Metazoa; Chordata; Actinopteri; Cichliformes; Cichlidae
Product: adenosine 5'-monophosphoramidase HINT3-like
Exons: 5
Coding region: 12-506 (164 amino acids)
Molecular function (GO): catalytic activity
Source: RefSeq, a predicted model, not a curated record
CUUCAGGCAACAUGGAGGACACUGCGACCAACUGGCCAAACUCAGAUGAAAAUGAUGUUGAAACGUGUAUUUUCUGUUUAAUAGCGAACAAAAAAGACGAAAACACAAAGAUAAUAAAAGAGACUAAAGACCUGGUGUGUUUCAGCGACAUUUUCCCAGGUGCGCCUCACCACUACCUGGUUGUUCCCAGAGAGCACAUACUCAGCUGCUUCUCACUGCACAAAGGACACAUUGAUCUAGUUGAAAGAAUGGCUAAACUGGGGAAAGAUGUGCUCCACGACCAAGGGAUUACUGACAUGGCAGAUAUAAGGCUGGGGUUCCACCAGCCGCCCUUCAUUUCAGUAGGUCACCUCCACCUCCACGUGCUCGCCCCCGCCAGCCAGAUCUCAAAGUACAUGUUGUAUAAGUUCACUCCAAUGACUAACUCUUUUGUUACUGAAGAAGUUUUACGCAAGCGUCUUAAAAGUAUCUCCCCACCACUCCGGUGUCAUUAUUUAGAGAACUGAAAGUUAUUUCAGUGCAUCAAUUGUGCUCAGACUGGACUUUAGAUCACAGCAGGGAAACAAACAAAAAAAUCUCAGAAGAAUCGCUGAGGCAGAAUGAAGACUGGAGACACUUUUGAAAUGCCUUUGUAAUUGUUUAGACUGAUAUUUACCACUUUAAUAUUCAUGAGCAGUGGCUCACCUCUGCACGGGCCAGUGGAAUAUAGAAAAUUAACGGUCAGAUUUUAUCUAGAGUGUUUUGUACUGGUGCACUGUAACAGUGUCGUUUUUAAAUGAAUGCACGUGGGAAAUGAAUUGUACUUUUAUCAUAAGAAGAGACAAGAUUGAUUCCACUAAGUAUUUUUUAAAAUAAAAUUAUUUAUUUAAAUAACAUUAUUGAAAGUUUUCUGUUACUGACAGUCACUGUAAAGAAGAAAAAUGUGUGGAGAUACUGUUGCCUCUG